Molecule: messenger RNA, 3512 nt
Organism: Cornus florida
Lineage: Eukaryota; Viridiplantae; Streptophyta; Magnoliopsida; Cornales; Cornaceae
Product: disease resistance protein RUN1-like
Exons: 8
Coding region: 1-3180 (1059 amino acids)
Biological process (GO): defense response
Molecular function (GO): ADP binding; protein binding
Source: RefSeq, a predicted model, not a curated record
AUGUCCGUAAACCAAGAUUUUAAUGUGCUUAAUUUAAUACUUGAUAGGUAUGAGGAAAAGUUUAUCCAACAAAUUGUUCAAGUAAUUUCAACAAAAUUGCAACCUAUACCAUUUAAAGUUGCUGAGUACGAAGUGGGUAUUAAUUCUCGAGCAAACAAAGUAAUCACGUUGCUGAAUGAUAGGUCAAAGGAUAAACUCUUUGUUGGGAUUUGUGGCAUUGGAGGAAUAGGUAAAACAACUGUUGCCAAAGCAGUUUUCAACAAAAUAUCAAAUGAAUUUGAAAGCAAUUGUUUUCUUAAAAAUGUGAGGGAAGAGUCAAAAAAGCAAGAUGGUCUAGCCAAACUACAACAAAAACUUCUCAGAGAGACUCUAAUGGAUAAUUAUUUAAAGAUAUCGAACUCUGACAGGGGAAUCAAUGAAAUAAAGGAUAGACUUAAGCACAAAAAGAUUCUUCUAGUUCUUGAUGAUGUAGAUGAUGAGAUACAAUUAACGAGUUUAGCUGGAAUAAGACAUAAUUGGUUUGGUUCGGGAAGUAGGAUCAUCAUAACAACUAGGGAUGAAAGGUUGUUAAUGAAGUACAAUAUUGUUAAAACAUACAAGGUUGAGCUGUUAGAUGAUGAAGAAGCACUCGAACUUUUCAGUUGGCAUGCAUUCAAGCAAAACGGUCCUGUAAAAAAGUAUCGCGAACUCUCACACUCUGUAAAAGAUUACGCCAAAGGUCUUCCAUUAGCUCUUCAAGUUUUGGGAUCUUUUUUAUGUGAAAGAAGCAUUUUUGAGUGGGUAAGUGGAUUGAAUAAAUUGAAAAGCAACCCUCCCAAAGAAAUUCAAGAUGUUCUCAAGAUAAGUUAUGAUAGCCUUGAUAAAAAAGAGAAGGCUAUAUUCCUCGACAUUGCCUGUUGCUUCAAAGGAUAUAAAGAAAAAUUUGCAAUGGAGUUUUUUGAGAGUUGCGGAUUUCACCCCGUCAUUGGAAUAAAAGUUCUCGUUGAGAGGUCCCUCAUCACUAUAUCAAAAAAUAACGAGCUCCAGAUGCAUGAUUUGAUACAAGAAAUGGGUCGAGAAAUUGUUCGCCAAGAAUCUGAAGAUCCUGGAAAGCGCAGCAGAUUGUGGUCUCAUGAAGACAUCGAUGAAGUAUUUACUGAAAAUACGGUAACAGAAAAUAUCGAAGCCAUUAUGGUAACCAAGGAAGGGUUGGAUGUAAGUGGUGAGGCAUUCACAAAGAUGAGAAAGUUAAGAAUACUCAAAAUCAGUGAUGUGCAGCUUCACGGAUCCCUCACAUAUCUUUCAAAUGAGUUAAGGUAUCUUGAUUGGAAUGGCUAUCCCGAAGAAUAUUUGCCGUACAAUUUUCAUGCAAAAAAACUUGUUCAACUCCAUUUACGUAAUAGCUUGAUCAAAGGGAUUUGGACGGAUAGAAAAAUUCUAAGGAUUUUAAAAGUCAUUGAUCUCAGUUUCUGCAAAAAUCUGGCGGUGAAAAAUCCUAAUUUUUCAGGGUUCCCAUUUCUAGAGAAAUUGAAUCUUAUUGGAUGUGCAAGUUUGGUUGAGGUUGAAUUUGAUGACACGAAGUUUCAAGAUAAGUUAAAAAUCCUCGAUCUCAGCUACUGUAAAAAUUUGAAGAGAACUCCUAAUUUGUCCGGGUUGCCAUGUCUGGAGAAAUUGUAUCUUCAUGGUUGUAGAAGUUUGGUUGAAGUUCAUCCAUCCAUUGAAUUUCACGAGAGGCUUGUUCGGUUGAGAUUCGACAAUUGUAAAAAUUUGAAGAUUCUUGCAACAAGAAUUAAUUUGAAAUCUCUUCAAUCGCUUAAUAUCGAUGGAUGCACAAAACUUGAGAAGUUUCCAGAGAUCCAAGGAGAUAUGGAAUGUUUAGAGAUACUUAUGCUGGAUGGGAAUGCAUUAAAAGAAUUACCUCCAAGCAUUGGAGAUCUUAAAAGGCUUAAAUGUUUAACUCUGAGAUCCUGCAGAAUGAUUGGAAGUUUACCGAACAUUGUUGACAAAAUGAAGAGUUUGGAGGUACUUCAACUGAAGGGAAGUGCUAUAAAAGAUUUACCUCCAUCAAUCGAACAACUUGGAAGCCUUGUGAAGUUAGAUUUGUAUAACUGCAAAAUGCUUGGAAGUUUGCCAAGCAAUAUUGGUGGAAUGAAGAGUUUAAGGAUACUUUGGCUGAGCUUUAGUGGUGUAAAAAAGUUACCACCAUCCAUCCAACAGUUGAAUGUUCUCCAAUUAGAAUGGAGUUACUGCAAUUUAGAUGAAGAAUCCAUUCUCAAUCUUCCUCACUCGUUGUGGAAAUUAAAUUUAAACGGGAAUGACUUUGUUAGCUUACCCGCAAGCUUCUCUCAACUUACAAGCCUUUAUCAACUUGGUUUGAACAAUUGCUUGAGGCUCCAAACACUGGAGUCACUUCCAUCAUCUAUACGGUGUCUUUCUUUGCGUGGUUGCUCAAGCCUCCAAACAUUGUCACUUCCAUCAUUUACAUCAGAAGUUUUGGCACAAGGUUGCGUAUCACUAGAACGCUAUUCCAUUCAAACAAGUGAUGGAUGUAUUUUCACAGAGAGCCAUAAAUUAGUUGAGAAUCACAAGAACAAGAAGCCAAAUAUAUACAACUAUUCAGAAAUUGAAACUUUUAAGCAAAAUGUCCAUGAAAUUGUUUUAUCAGGAAGUGAGAUUCCAAGUUGGUUCUCCCAUAUAUAUGAGAGACGUCAGAGUGGUGAGGAGUUCACUGAUGUGCGGUUGAAUAUAGAUCCAAAUUCUUUUCCCUAUCUCAAAGGAGUUUCUGUUUGCGCCGUUAUCGGAAUUAAUCAAGAUCACAAACCAGAACCAUUCAGUGACGAUGAAGAGAAGAAGAAGGCGGUUACUCUCUCUAUCAAUGGUGAUUCUAGAAAUCGUUAUGAUAUAGGGGAUUGGAUCAACAGAAUCAGUUCAGAUAUGAUCAUGUUUUUUCAUGAACCCAAUAUAGGAUGGAAGUGCAAUUCUGAUGGGUAUUGUUACAUUGAGGCUUCAAUUAGUGGAUCCUAUUCCGAUGGACGACCAUUGACGGUGAAAAAGUGGGGUGUUCAUCCAGUAAUGGAUGUGCAAUAUGAAGAUGAUGAAGAUGGAAAUGAAGAUGAAGAUGAUGAAAACAAAGAAGAAGGGACACGCCAAUGUCUCUCUCCCCCACGUGCACAACAGGGAGAGAAAGGGUAUACAGGAUAGCACUGGGAAAGUGGACCUGCCGUCAAUUUUGCUUCCAAAUGGUAAAGAAACUUUUUUUUGAGAUUCACAACAUCCCUAGGUCGGCUUGAUGUGUUGAAGUACUUUUGAUGCGGUUUUUUUUUUUUUUUUUACAUGCACAUGUUAGCAUGUUUGUUUUACUUUUGAAGUUGUAACGCUUAACUAUGUUUUAGCAUUCUGUUUUUACUUUGGAAUAUGUAAAGCGUGCCUAAGCACACUAUUUGGGACCCUCUCUAUAUGUAUGACGUGUGGCUAAAGGCAAAAAAACCUUUUGAUUGCAUCUAUACUCGUUGGUUUCGAGUUUUACUUUUAAA